Messenger RNA from Paraphaeosphaeria sporulosa, 957 nucleotides. RefSeq lists its product as uncharacterized. The transcript has a single exon. Bases 40 to 957 code for a protein of 305 amino acids. The record is from RefSeq and is a predicted model, not a curated record. NCBI's taxonomy places the organism in Eukaryota, Fungi, Ascomycota, Dothideomycetes, Pleosporales, Didymosphaeriaceae.
GACGAACUCCCCGCAAGAACGACAACCGAAACCCAAACAAUGACUCAACCUACAAACCGCCGAACUAUGAGCGUUGCGCGAACUGACAGUAUCUUUGUCGACACACCUGCAGGAACCCUCGAACGUGCCCUGUCCGAGAAGCCGGACCUUGAACUGAUCCACAUACCAUCUCACUAUCUCCUUCCUCCCACGCACCCCUCCCCUUUUGAAGGCACUCUGGAAGCCUCGCUCGACGCCCUCCUCGACUUUGGCCGUGCGCAUCCCAACUCGAUCUCUAUCAUGAACGUUCUCCGCCAAUCCGUUACUACGACGACGAACUGGCGUGAUCUGCUUGUCCCGAUACUGGAACUCGAGGAGAAGACGGCCAUGGGCAACGGCCGCCUGCUGCUAGAGGAGCUUCUCUUUCUGGCUACGCGGACGCUGCUUCCCGAACAGAUUGCUCAGAAUAGGGCGUGCAUGCACCGAAUGUACGCGGCGAAGAGGACUACGUCGACGAGGAUGAUCUUGCGAUACGACAUGUUGCGCGAGUGGGCUAAGCGGGCGAACAACCACUUCAUCGUUGUCGAGUCGCAUCCCCCCCUGGGCAACUUGGAGGCAUCUGUCGCGGCGGCGGAGGAAGAAGACAAAGUGCACCCUGGGAGGAGGCCGGCGUUGCCAAAUAUUUGGGCCACGCUGAUUGCGGCGCCGGUGCAGGGCUACCACGUUUACAAGGUGGGACAGGCGAUGAAGCAUCAUGUCACGGGACUGGACAAGUGGCUCAUGUUUGAAGAUGAGGAGGUCGCGGGGUGGAACACGGACACAUUGGUCCAGUUGGUGAUGCAGGCUCUACUGCAGUGGCAGUGGUUGAGGGACAAUACGGAGCGCAUGGAGAGCAUGGAGGUGAAGGGCUGGGGAGAUUUGGAGGGGCGGGCGGACGAGUGCGAAUGGGUGCGAGACGACAAAAGGGCCAAGGCUUAG